AUCAACGUUAACCCACCACACCCACUCGCCCUCUCUCUCUCUCGUACACCUUCCGAGUAUUAUCCAAAGACAGAGAAUUUCUUGAUUCGGUUUUCAGUUUUUUCUUUCUCAGUGGAGAUUCUUUGUAAUUAGAGUUUUAGUGGGUAUUGCUAUUCUCUGCUGGUUUUGACGAUUUUCGAUCACUUUCUAAAUCUGGGCUUCCUGAAUAAGAAGAAACCAGUUUGUACACAUUAUCAAAAUCGGUUUGCUUUUGUUUUUUUUUUGUUUCUUUGAAUCCGAAGAGCUUCGAUUCAGAUUUGAGUGGUGUUUUGAUUAAAGAUCUGGGAUUGGUAUUAGUUGUCAAUGAGCGCAUUAGAUGAAAGGCAUUUAAAUGUGGAGGUGGAGAAUGGGAUUAAAAAUGGUUGCUUUGCGCUUGCUUUCGAGCAGCAACCAGAGACCAUAGCGAUACAAGAAGCUGUGAAAGUUCUAUUGCAAGGUCUUGGUGAGGAUAUCACUCGUGAAGGCAUAAGAAAAACACCUUUUCGUGUUGCCAAGGCUCUUCGAGAAGGAACCAGAGGUUAUAAACAGAAGGUUAAGGACUUUGUGCAGAGUGCUCUGUUUCCAGAGACAGGAUUGGAUGAUGGGCAAGCAGGAGGAGUGGGAGGUCUUGUUGUUGUCCGAGACCUCGAUCAUUACUCUUACUGUGAAUCUUGCUUGCUUCCUUUUCAAGUCAAGUGUCAUAUAGGAUAUGUACCUUCGGGCCAAAGAGUUCUUGGACUAAGUAAGUUCUCUAGAGUCACCGAUGUUUUCGCAAAGCGGCUCCAAAAGCCUCAGCGUUUAGCUGAUGAUAUAUGUUCAGCUCUCCAACAUUCGGUCAAACCUUCUGGAGUCGCUGUUGUUCUCCAAUGCUCACAUAUCCUCUUCCCGAGUCUAGACAUAGACUUUCCCGACUCGAGCAACAAUGGUUUUGUGGAGUUAAAUGUUACCUCGGGUUUAGGGGAUUUUGAGGAUGAAAGGUCGGAUCUUUGGUGUGAAUUUCUGAGUCUUUUGAAGUUCAAAGGCGUAAAACUGCAUAGAAACGGCUCUGUGAAAGACUGGUGCCCGAUCGUUGUUGAAAACUCAUCCAAAGUUUUACCUGCAGACUCGGAAAUGGUUUCUGCUGUAGUCUCCAUCUUGAAAUCUUUAGGAGAAGAUCCCUCAAGAAAAGAACUCAUUGCCACUCCCACCGGAUUCUUGAAAUGGAUGAUGAACUUCCAGAACGCUAACUUGGAGAUGAAACUCAACAGAUUUGACUGCAAAGUCAUGGAGAGAAGACUUAGUUGUGAGACGAAUAUCCGGUUUUGGUCCAUGUGUGAGCAUCACUUGCUUCCUUUUUAUGGAGUUGUGCAUAUUGGCUACUUCUGUGCUGAUGGUUCCAAACUCAUUGGAAGGUCACUAGUAGAGUCGAUUGUACAGUUUUACGGGUUUAAGCUCCAAGUGCAAGAAAGGAUGACUCGGCAAAUCGCAGAGACAUUGUCGCCACAAGUCGGGGGCGAUAUAAUCGUGGUGGCAGAAGCUGGACAUACUUGUAUGAUCUCUAGGGGAAUUGAGAAGUUUGGAAGUAGCACUGCUACAGUUGCGGUUUUAGGUCGGUUUUCGAGUGACCUUUCUGCAAGAACCAAGUUCCUAGAGAGUAUUCAGAAAACAGAGUAGAAGAGGCAUAUUGUCUCUCAUACGAUUAAAAAUCUUUUAGAAUGGUUCUGACUUGUUUUGUUCCUUUUUCUACCAUUGUUUUGUGUUCUGUUUUCUCAUGCCGAACAUUUUUUUUGUUCUGCCUUUGAAGUACAUAUUGUGGCUUUGUUCUGAUCAUC
Molecule: messenger RNA, 1829 nt
Organism: Eutrema salsugineum
Lineage: Eukaryota; Viridiplantae; Streptophyta; Magnoliopsida; Brassicales; Brassicaceae
Product: GTP cyclohydrolase 1
Exons: 2
Coding region: 343-1671 (442 amino acids)
Biological process (GO): tetrahydrobiopterin biosynthetic process; tetrahydrofolate biosynthetic process
Cellular component (GO): cytoplasm
Molecular function (GO): GTP cyclohydrolase I activity; GTP binding; zinc ion binding
Source: RefSeq, a predicted model, not a curated record